AUGAGGAGGCGACCAGUUGAGUCGGGUUCUGUUGGUGAUAAUAAUACUGGUGCUACUUCCACGCCACCUCAAAACCCGUACAAUUCAACUACCGCAAGCCGUUUCAACCACGAUAACAACGACGAGCUUAUAAGGUCCCAGCCUUAUUCGUCCACAACACCAGGCCUGUCACCCGUAUCUUCAUCAACAACAGCACAUGACGACAACACGCACGGUAAUAGCCACCAUUCGCAUAGAAAAUCAUCGAAUUCAAUUUUUAGCAUAAGACGAAGCAAGGACAAGGAUAGAGAAAGGGAUAGAGAGAGGGAUAGAGAUAGUGGCCGACAACACCGUAACGAAAGUCUAUCGGAUUUGUCUUCCAACGAUUCGGCGAGUAUCAUGUCGGGUGGAACGCAAGUAUCAUCUCAUAGUCGCCGACUGACGCAGAAUAUGCAACCUUCUAUUCAACAGCUACAGCAACAGCAGCAGCACCUUUCAGAUCAACAGCUGCACCACAUACCGCUGCUGUUACAUCUGCUGCUGCUGAUGCUGCUACUUAAUCAGCCCCAGUCUCAGUCUCUUCCAAAUCAUCAUCAUCAUCAGCAGCAACAGCAGCAGCAACAACAACAAUUGGAACUGCAGCUGCAUUUGCAACUGCCAUAUGGGGGUGCUAGGUCAGCUCUGUUGAAUUACAACCCAGCAUACCAAUCACCGUAUACUAGGAAAUCAUCGACGUAUAGUAUCACAUCUAUUGGUUCAAACAAAGCUGCAGAUGCGCCAUCUUCACUAAAUAGUCGACAACAUCCACAACAGCCGCCACCACCACCGCCACCUCAAUUUACAGCGGCAUAUCUUCCCCUGACAGCGCUUAGUCGGAAAGCGACUAACUUGUCCAUCAAUUCAAUCACCAAAUCAUCAAGAACUUCAUUCUCAGGUGAUCAACAACCAAGAGAAUUAAUCUUGGAAAAACCAAGUUCGGCGCUAGAAAUCGAUCGAUUAUUUAAAGAAUUGUUGGAAAAAAUAAAUUUCAAGAGUUUACCACCACAAGCAGCAAGAGAUUUGUUAAACUACGAUACCGAUAGAAAAUGGAUGAUGAUUGCUCAAUCUCAAAGAGCAGAAAAUGAACGACAGAUUAGACAACAAAGUAGCGAGUUGCACACUUUGACUCCAACAAACUACAUUCAACUAUUAUUACUGAAGAGCAUAACAAAACAACAGUUGAACGAAUUAUGGGUCCAACUACGAAGUGAACCCAUUGAUUGGGUUAGGGAAUUCGUUUAUGAUUGCCAAGGUGAUGCAUUAUUGGCUUCAACGUUACAGAAGCUACACGAAGAUAUGGCCCAAAAGGGUAUCCUGGAUAUUGAAGACGAAAGAUUUGACGAGGAAAACUAUAUAAUGAGAUGUCUUCGAUGUGUUUUAAAUCAAAAAUUGGGAGCAGAAAGAGCAAGAACCGAUGUCGAUAGAUUUGUUACUGCUGUUAGUGGAUGUCUUUUAUCGCCAAGGUUAUUGACAAGGAAGUUGGCAACCGAUGCCUUGACAUUCCUUAUAAGUUAUAAUUCAUCUGAUAGUGGUAGAUAUCACAAAGUUUUAAAAGCAAUUGAUUCACUCAAUGAUAAAGUGAGAUUUGACUUUGAAGAUUUUGACGAGGAAAAUGCAACAAAGAAGAGAAGCUUGGUUCGGAAACCACCCCCUGUUAGUGGAAGCAGAAGAUUUGCCGUUUGGAUUGGCUUGGUUGAAAGAACAGUUGAUGCAAAGGGCAAAUUCAACUCCAACGUUGGCGAGCGCGAGGAGUUGCGGUCCCAACCCGCAGGUACAACACCCAAGGAAAACCAUUUCCCCGAUUAUUGCUCCUCGACCAUAUUAUUGAUAUCCGUUAUCAUCAAAAAUGGUGCCGAUUACAGAGUGAGGAUGCACUUGCGUUCUCAAUUCAAGGCUGCAGGGUUGAACAGAUUAUUCAAAAAGUUUCAAGACUUGAGACAUGAAUCUUUGCUGCUUCUCAUGGACCAGUACUAUGACUUGGCCAAUGCAGAUGAAGAAGAGAUGAAAUUCAGCCAAAACAUUGAUGAAAAUGUCAAUUUCAAUGAUCCUGUUGAUUUGAUAAAGUCGUUGUAUACCAACUUUAAGGAUUCAGAUAUGCAGGACAGCUUUCUCAGCACCAUCCAGCAUCUAUAUCUAUUCCAAAGUGAACGACGAAACGACCAGCGCGAGCUAGGCAAUGGCCUACGAAUACUCGACGGUAUCGUGCAGAAUCUCUCCUCGGUGCAAACAAGUGAUGAAAACACGGCAAUUAACAUCGCCAUCAAUAAGCUUAGCUCGAACUUGAGCACUGAUGAUCAAUACCGGAGGGCGUUGGAGGAAGUCAAGUAUUAUAAAAAAGUUGUAGAAGAGGCAACUGCCGAGCGAGAUGACAUGUCCAAGAAAUUGGCUAGGGGCGCUGAUGGUUUAGUUGAUGGAUUGACCAAUGACCUUAAAGAGCGUGAUUUGGUGCUUGAAAGAUUUAGAAUCUCAGAUAAAGCAAAGAAUGAGGAGAUAAACAGGUUGAAAUUAGAGUUGCUGACAGUGAAACAAGAGCAGGAAUUGCAAAUGAGAGAGUUUCUAAUCCAUUUGAACAGCAGUAAUAAUACCAACAACAAUAACAACGAGGAUGAUGAUGAUGAUAUUGAAACUAAUAAGUUGAGGAAACAAAGGGCUAGAACCACCGUUUCGCUUUCUACAUCAAAUGCCGAGUUGGCCGAACGUUUGCGGAAACAGAUUCAUCGCCGAAGAGCCGAAUCUCGCUUAGACAAUAAGCAAUUGGGCGCUCAAGUCGAACCUCUGCGACGGUUACGCAAGUUAAGAGAUCAAAUGGGCGAUAUAGAAAAUAUGGCCCGGGAAUUGGAAAUGACUGAGUUUGAAAAUUAUAUUGAACCACAAGAUCAAGAAGGCACAUUCACUUCCGAGCCAGAGUUGUUGGAAAGUUUGUCGUCGGAAUCAGACUCAGAACCAGAACCAGAAAGCGAACUCCCUGUUACGCCUCCGUCGCCUGGACCCAGGCGUGCACUCCGCCGCGAUGAUUUGACAAAACUCGACAGAUUGAGGAAGAAAUUAGCCAGUCUCCAGGGCGAGUCAAACGACAUCUUGAAGUACAACAGCAAUUCCAUGCUCCACAAGCAAAAGUAUUUGGCAAUGGAGAGGCUCCGGGAAUUGGAGAACAAUUUCCGAGAUUUCAAUAUCGAUUUCAGCAUGCAAGAAGAAGAGAAUCAGUUUUCCUUUGCUCCAAUGGAUGGAGUUGACGAGUCAAUACGUGGUAAAACCAAGGAAGUGUUGUUGGAAGCAGAAAAGAUCCGCGACGAAUUGAGAAAACAAUUGGCGGCGGUGCAAAAGUCGUCGCAGAAACUGCCAGCAAAGUCUAGAUCAGCUCGAAGCUCGGUAAUUGAUCGCCUUGAGAGCAAGUAUGCCCAGGGGCAGGUCAAGCCUCUGGAGACCGAUGUACACUCAUCAACUCAAGGACUGAAACAAGAAGUGAAGCCCAUCCAGAGAGCACGCUUUGAACCAAAGUUUUUGAACGAAUUAAGCAGCAAAGUUCCCAAAGCAGAGCCCAUUAGCGAGCAGCCAGCAACUGCAAAAAUUGAUACUAAAGAGGAGACAAAAGAUGAGCUGAAAAAAAAUGAGGAUUCUGUGGAGACCAGCGAAGCAAAGAGUCUCAAAGGGUCUAUUUCUUCUGCACCUGCAACAGCACCUUCACCUGCAACAGCACCUGCACCUGCUCCUCCACCUCCGCCGCCCCCGCCACCCCCACCUCCACCUCCUCCACCUCCUCCAAUGGUCGGCUCUCCAGGGACAGUACCACCGCCACCACCACCGCCACCUCCACCUUUCACAACCAAUGGUGCAUCGAUGCCCCCUCCUCCCCCACCACCACUUCCAUCAGCAGGUUCUACACCCCGAAUGCCAGCCUUUUUAUCCCCCGAUUUGGUCAAAAGCCCCCAAUUUGAUGGCACUCCAAGGCCCAAGAAAAAAUUAAAACAAUUGCAUUGGGAAAAAAUCGAUCACAAUGAAGCUGCCAACUCAUUCUGGAAAGAACCAAAUUCCAACACUAUCGCCAAAGAAUUGUUGUCAAAGGGCAUAUUCGAUGAAAUUGAGGUCAUUUUUGCUGCAAAGGAAAUUAAAAAGUUGGCGUCAAAGAAGAAAGAAGAUGUAGACAAGGUUUCGUAUUUGAGUCGUGACCUAGCUCAGCAGUUUAGUAUCAAUCUCCAUAUGUUCAGCUCGUUAUCUGAGGAAGAGUUUGUUGUCAAAGUGUUGCGAUGCGAUAAGGACAUUAUCUCGAAUUCCGCCGUUUUGGAAUUUUUCGGGAAACCCGACAUUGCUGAGGUUACAAACUCGUUGGCCAAGAACUUUGAACCAUACUCGACAGACUACAAGUCGGAGGAGAUUUCCAAACCCGAUAAGGAUCCUUCAGAACUUCAGCGGCCGGACCGUAUAUACUUGGAGUUGAUUUAUAACUUGCUGCACUAUUGGAAAUCGAGAACACGGGCGUUGACCAUGAUUUCUCAUUUCGAAAAAGACUAUGACGAUCUUGUUGCAAAGCUUCAUGCUAUUGACGAAGCGGUUGAUAGCAUUAAAAACUCAACCAAUUUGAAGGCUGUUUUUGAAAUAAUCUUGACUGUGGGAAACUACAUGAACGACGCCACUAAACAAGCCAAGGGUUUCAAAUUGAGCUCGUUGCAAAGGUUGAGUUUCAUGAAGGAUGACAAAAACACCAUGACUUUUUUGCACUUUGUUGAGAAACUUAUUCGAACUCAGUAUCCUGAAAUCUUGGCCUUUUUGCAGGACUUAUCCACUUGCAACGAUAUUGCCAAGUUUUCCAUAGAGAACAUCUACACCGACUGCAAAGAGUACGCUCAGAAUGUUAAAAACGUGCAAUCCUCUAUUGAUAUAGGUAACCUUUCCGAUGUUGGGAAAUUCCACCCGCUGGACCGUGUUUUGAAAGUUGUCCACCCAGUCUUGCCACGAGCCAAUAGAAAAGCGGGGUUGCUUCUCGACCAAGCAAACUUCACCAUCAAACAGUUUGAUGACUUGAUGAUUUAUUUUGGUGAGGAUCCAACCGACCAAUUUGUGAAAAACUCAUUUAUCAGCAAAUUCACAAACUUUAUGAAAGAGUUUAAAAAGGCGCAAAGCGAAAAUCUCAAACGCGAAGAGGAGAUUAGAAUCUAUCAGCAAAGAAAGAAGAUGCUCGACACGUCAAAGAAACUGGGUCAAGAUGGUGAUAAUUCAAAUGCCUCGGGAAGUAAUUACGGCGGCGAAGACGUCAACGACGACGACGUCGAUGAGAAUGGAGAAGGUGUCAUGGACUCGUUGUUGGAGAAAUUGAAAGCAGCGGGUCCCGCACGUGGUGAGCCAACGUCAGCACGUAGGAAAGCGAUAAUGAGAAGACAAUUGUUGGAAAAUCAACGGAAAUUCGCUAAUGCAUCACCAAGCAGUAAUAAAAACGACGAUAGUGAAUCGAAAAAUGCGGAUUCAGAUUCGGAUUCGUCCAUUACAAAUGAGACGCUAGAUGAAUCGAGGGGUGGUUCGGAAAAUGGCGGCUCGCGUGCCAAAAAUUUGUUGCAAGAACUACGCGGUGCUCAUGAGGACUCCUCUGAGGAAUCAUUGAGUGCUGCGCAAAAAUAUAGGCAAGAGAGGUUGCGAAAGAAAAUAGCUAGUAAUACCACCCCUCUCUGA
Messenger RNA from Lodderomyces beijingensis, 5679 nucleotides. Lineage: Eukaryota; Fungi; Ascomycota; Pichiomycetes; Serinales; Debaryomycetaceae. The record is from the annotation of a GenBank genome assembly.